Acanthosepion pharaonis is the source of this 453-nucleotide messenger RNA. The record is from the annotation of a GenBank genome assembly. Lineage: Eukaryota; Metazoa; Mollusca; Cephalopoda; Sepiida; Sepiidae.
AUGACGUCACACUUUAGCUGUGAUCUUGUUUGUCGGCCAUUUUUCUUUGUCCGUCCACCGACUCUUUCUUUCUCUUGCGAUUCUUUCUUUCUUCUUUCUUUCUUUUCUUUCUUUCUUUUCCUCUCUGCCUCAUUUUUUCUAUCUUCUUUACUCUUCGUUUACUCGUCUUCUUUCUUUCUUUCUUUCUUUUCUUUCUUUCUUUUCCUUUUUUUUUUCUUUUUUCUUUUCUUCUUUGCGCUUUCGUUUUCUCGUCUUCUUUCUUUCUUUCUUUCUUUCUUUCUUUCUUUCUUUCUUUCUUUCUUUCUUUCUUUCUUUUCCUGUCUGCUUCUUUUUAUCUUUCUUCUUUGCUGUUCGUUUACUUGUCUUCUUUCUUUCUUUCUUUCUUUCUUUCUUUCUUUCUUUCUUUCUUUCUUUCUUUUUUUCUUUCUUUCUUUCUUAGCACGACCUCUCUAA